Molecule: messenger RNA, 417 nt
Organism: Eremothecium cymbalariae DBVPG#7215
Lineage: Eukaryota; Fungi; Ascomycota; Saccharomycetes; Saccharomycetales; Saccharomycetaceae
Gene: MRPL38
Product: mitochondrial 54S ribosomal protein uL14m
Exons: 1
Coding region: 1-417 (138 amino acids)
Biological process (GO): translation
Cellular component (GO): mitochondrial large ribosomal subunit; ribosome
Molecular function (GO): structural constituent of ribosome; large ribosomal subunit rRNA binding
Source: RefSeq, a predicted model, not a curated record
AUGAUCUAUCUGAAAUCCAUAUUAAAAGUGAUAGAUAAUUCUGGUGCACAACUAGCAGAAUGUAUCAAAGUGCUUGGAAAAGGCUCUCCGAAAUCUGCAGGAAGAAUCGGUGACAAGAUAGUGUGCGUCGUUCAAAAGGCAAAGCCUCUAAAUCAAGCUAUUACUGGUCAAUCCAAUAACAACCGUGUCAAGAAGGGUGAUAUAGUACGUGCUGUUAUUGUCCGCACAAAACAAAGCAAUAUGAUUCGUCCGGAUGGGUCAACGAUAUCUUUUGGUGAUAAUGCAUGUGUGUUAAUUAAUAAGAACACUGGCGAACCACUGGGUACAAGGAUAAUGGCUAAUGAUGGUGUUGUUGGUAGAGAACUAGAAGAAAAGGGAUAUAACAAGAUCUGUUCUUUGGCGAGUAAAGUGUUAUGA